Molecule: messenger RNA, 1200 nt
Organism: Drosophila innubila
Lineage: Eukaryota; Metazoa; Arthropoda; Insecta; Diptera; Drosophilidae
Gene: Scp2
Product: calexcitin-2
Exons: 5
Coding region: 177-731 (184 amino acids)
Molecular function (GO): calcium ion binding
Source: RefSeq, a predicted model, not a curated record
ACAAAACAGCGAAGCGCGUUGCCGAGCACACGAAAUAGAGACCAGAGUCGGAGUCAAAAUCUGAAACAGAAACAGAAUCAAAAUCAGAGUUAAACAACGCUGUCAACGAGAAAGCCAGCGAAAUAAAAGUAAAACUAAAAUAAUACUAAUAAAAAUAAAGCCAACAAUAAUACAAAAUGUCCAUCUCCGAUUUUCGCAAGAAGAAGCUGUUGUUUCUGUUCAAUGUGUUCUUUGAUGUGAACCAAAGCGGCGAAAUUGACGUUAAGGACUUCGAGCUGGCCAUCGAGCGCGUCUGCAAACUGCGCGGUUGGGAAAAGGACACGCCAAAGAACAAGGAGACUUACGAUGUCAUGAUGGAAAUUUGGACUGGACUGCGAUCGAAGGCGGACAAGGAUAACGAUGGCCAGGUCAGCGUGGAUGAGUGGUGCAACAUGUGGGACGCCUAUGCCAAGGAUCCCAGCAGUGUGAUGGAUUGGCAGAAUGCGUACAUGAAUUUCAUGUUCGAUUUGGAGGAUGCUUCCCAUGAUGGCGGCAUCGAUGUGACGGAAUUUACGCUCGUCUGCUCCAGCUAUGGCGUUGACAAGAAGGAGUGCGAGGAGGCAUUCACCAAAAUGGCCCAAGGACAGAGCGAUGUGACACGGGAACAGUUUGCCGCCUUGUGGAAGGAAUACUUUGCUGCCGAGGAUGCGAAUGCGCCUGGCAACUUCAUUUUUGGCAAGACCGCAUUCUAACUGCUGUAUCGAAAUGAUAAUGAUAAUGAUGAUAAUGAUAAUGCCUGACUUGGUUUGGUGGUUUAACUCUAGUAUUUAAAAUGUACAUUCUAAUUUACUCGCUAAAUUCCAGACCAGUUAAAAUAUAAAGAAAGAGAGUCUUCAACUUUGUUGUUAAUUAAAUGUUGUCAAUUGUAAUUCAACCUUUUGCCCAAUUCAAUGUUCUAAUUUCGUAGCCUAAUUUGUUAAAUGAAUAAUGAAAAAUGAAAAUGUCUCUAUUUAUCUUUUAUAUACUAAACACAAGUAUAAGCUCUAUUUAGAUUUGUGUAAUCGAAUGCAUAUUGUUGAUGCGUAAAUAAUUCAAUUAAACCAAUUAAAAUGUCAAAUUGUUUUGUGUGUGUAGUUCUAGUUUUAUCGUCGCAUCUCUGGCGUUCAAAAAUAUAAAUGUAAAGUGUUCCAACAAAUAAAUGCUCAACAUCUACAACAACAA